Messenger RNA from Numida meleagris (helmeted guineafowl), 8315 nucleotides. RefSeq names its product von Willebrand factor A domain containing 3B (gene VWA3B). The record is from RefSeq and is a predicted model, not a curated record. The coding region runs from base 1114 to 4893 and encodes 1259 amino acids. The transcript has 29 exons. NCBI's taxonomy places the organism in Eukaryota, Metazoa, Chordata, Aves, Galliformes, Numididae.
CUUGCUGCUUGCUGCCAGCGCUGUCUGCCUCAGCUCCUCUGUAGCAAAUGUUCCUUUUUGGUGAAGGAAUGCCAAGUCCCUGCCACCCGAGUCUUCUUGUGCUAGCAGGCAUCUGCUGAAUGCUCGGGUGUUGGGAUGCACUGUGGACUUCUGGCUUUUUAACAUCCUCCCUGCUUUUCUCACUAUUAAUGUCUUUAAAUACGAGGAGGAGAAAGCCUGGAAUGGUUUAUGUAUUUCUGUAUGGGUCUUUUAACCCAUGUAAGAGGAAUAAAUAUAUCUGCAAGAGUAAUAAAUAGUAUGUUCACUUCUACGAAAAAAAGAGGGAGGAGGCUAUGCAGUCCUGUUAUUAUUUUACCCCAUUUUUGCUUUUCCCAUAGGAAGAACUGCUGCAUGACAGUAGCUGGUCUAUUGAUGAUUAAUAAAUAUCCCUCAUCCAUUCAUCUUAUUUAUUAAAACAAGAAGCAAAAUGCAAUGUCUGAAAGUGGCACACUCAGCAAAUAUAUGCUACCUUUUCUAUUCAUAUGUUGUCUUUCAGUCACAGUCAGGCCUUAUACCACAUACACGUGGUACACAAGCAUAAUUAUUUUCCUUUGUGAAUCAUCUUGUGGUCUUACAGGCAAAGUUAUGAAUCUCUUCACAAAAUUGCAUCUCAGAUACUGCCAGGUUUAGUCAUAAAUGGGAUUUUAGAAAAGGUAAGGUAUAAUGCAAAGCAGUAAUAGAAUAUAAUACAACUGGCUGGCAGUAGGCCAGAACACCACACUCAUUUUUGUAGCAUAUCUGCGUGGAAACUUCCGCAGUGGCUCUUUUUUAAAUGAUAACCUAGAGGGAGGGAAUGGAAACCAUAUUACCAAUAUCCCACAUUUCCAUUUCAGAGUAUGAGCGUGUCCCCGUCAAAUCUGCCCUUGCUACAUGGAAGAUUUUUAGGAAGAAAGCAAAGAGGAGCUAUCAAUCAAGAGAUCCAUCGUGACUGGCAACCCAUUUAAGACACUUGCCUGGAGUGACUAUGCCUUUGAUUCAAAGUACAGACAAGACCAUGAGAACUUAAGUUUCCAUGAGGACCACAAAAAGAAAUCAGAAGAAAAGGAAGGGAGUCUGAUAGUCGGUCAGUGGGACAUGGAUGUACAGCCCCUCAUUUCGUCUUCCAAAUGGCUUCAACUUCAUGGGCUAAAGAGAAACAAAUUGACCUUGUCCCAGAUUUUGUCACAAAUUGGAUUCCAGCACAGGAAAGAUUAUGUGACCACUUUGGGGAAACUUGUGGCUUCUCGAUAUGCAGAUGGUCUGUUUCCUCAAUACACGAGAGCACAAGAUGGCAGCGUGUAUAAUCUGACAGCCAAAAAAGAACUGAUUCUUCAUUUUGUGGAAUGUCUAAUGGGAGCUAUUGAGCUAUAUCAGCAACGAAUGGAAUGGUUAACCAGUGAAAGCCGGCUGAUAUUUGGAGUGAUUCAAGAACGGCGUGUUGUCAUUGUUUUGGAUUUUGGCACUGCAGCUCCAACCGAAUUUGAUCUGUGCCGUGAUGCACUUUCUAUGGUUCUUGUGGAACAAGUGACACAAAUUGCCAAAUUUAACCUCAUUCGGGCUGCUCAGGUUCUUAUGAAGUGGCAAGAGAAAUCUGCUCCUGUGUCUGAAUAUACUGUAAAAUCUGCUGUUAAGUGGCUCUGGAAGCUGGACCACACAACAGCUGCCAGCAGUACCACCCCUGCUGGAGCCCUGGUGGAAGCCAUGAGUGAUGAGACGAUUGAAGCUGUUUAUUACUUUGCAGUGGGUGAUAUUCCAGCAGAGACAAAGCAGCUACUCCUAGAGAAGGUUUCUGAUGGCCCCUGUCCAGUCAACACUAUAUCUUUUAAUGCCAGGGAAGAUGAAACUGUUAUUUUUCUGAAAGAGCUGAGCCACUUGGCCUCUGGCAGAUUCCAUGCUUUUGCUGAGAAGAAUUAUUAUAGAGAUGCUACUGGACCUGCACUAAAAUGUGAAGAAGAUGGGAAAGGUCUAAUUGCCCAGAAUUCCAGAAAAGUGAGAGGGAGAAUGCCACUAGUAGCUGGUGUUCGUGAAGAUGUCUUUUUGAUCUGGAAAGAGUUGGAGGAAGCUAGGAGUACGCUAAGACAAGUUCAGAAAAUUUUAUCUGAAUCUCAUCAGCCUGACUCUGCAGAUGGAAACAAAGCAGAUCAUCCAUUAGAAGAGCAUAAAUUUGACAAAUAUUUGACUUCUGAGAAGUGGUUGCAGAAGUACGGCUUGAAAGCUCAGAAGCUCACACUGUACGAUGCACUUGCUGAUUGUACGUUUCGUCAUGCAGAUGGAAUCGUUGACAUCAAAACUAAACCAGAGGAUGAAUCUUUACAAACUGAUGCUGAGACGACGAGAAAGGUAAUUCAUGCUAAAUACUGUGACAAGUUUGUACAUACCUUCUGGAAAGAUGGAUCUGUAGUUCAUGUAUAUGUUACUACAGAAAAGUAUAAGCAGUAUGAAGAGAAAAUGAGAACGGCUCUCAGACAAGUGAAAGGAAGGAUUAAGUGGCUUCAACAAGGAAGCAGAGGGCUCUUUGGGAACGUGUCUGAGGAUGAUGUCUAUAUUCUUAUUGAUACAUCCCAGUCUAUGAAGGACAAGCUGCCGCUGGUGAAGGAGAAAAUAUUUCAGCUCAUACAGGAACAAUUGAGACACAAAAAGAGAUUUAAUUUUGUGAAAUUUAGUUCCCAAGCAGUGGCGUGGCAAGAGAAACUUGCUGAAGUUAAUGAGGAGAAUUUGCAAGAUGCUUGGCUUUGGAUAAAAGAGCUUGAGGUUGGAAGUUCCACAAAUACACUCAGAGCUCUCCAGAUUGCUCUUGCUGAUACUGACACUCAAGCUAUUUAUCUCUUGACUGACGGAAGACCUGACCAGCCCUCUCAAACAAUUUUGGCUCAAGUCCAGCUUCAUCGUAAAAUUCCCAUUCAUACUGUAUCCUUCAACUGUGAUGACACGGAAGCUAAUAAAUUUUUGCAUGAGCUAUCUACUGGAACUGGGGGACGCUUUCAUUAUUACAACGUUUAUUCAACUGAUCUUGAUGCUGUAAACUCUAGUGAUAGUGAAGAUAUAUAUCUUUUAAAACAAGAGAUUGAACAGGGAGAAAAAGACCUAGAGAAAGUGAAGACUUUUCAUGCAGAAUGUCUGAUGAUGGAUUGUUAUAAAGAAGAAAAUGAUCCAGAGAAUAAUAAUCGGGAGCAGACACAUACUUUGUCUUCUGUGACUGAACACACUAAAGAGUUGAGUACUAACCUUAGCAGCAGGCUGUGCUGUGCUUCACAAGAGGCAGCAUUGGGUGCACGUCGGCGUACUGGAUAUGCCUGGCAAGCCAAUGGUGAGAGUCCUGUCCGAAGGAAGAAAGCAUUAUUUGCAGAGCAAACAAAGACGAGUCUGCUGCGAAUCCUGAGCCGUGGAUUGAAAUCAAGGGAAGAAAGCCCAGAGGAAAGAGUAUCUCCUGAAAAAAGAAGUUUUUCUGUCAGAAAGAGUGUGAAUUGCACAACUGUUUUGAAAGGCAGGUUAACACAACAGGAAGCUCUGGAUGUGAAAAUGCAGAAAACUGUGAAAAGGACAUCUAAAAGUUCUUUAGAUACCUCUUCAGCUCUUUGGUUAAAAACUCAUGGCCUGGUUGCUAGGCGGCUCACCAUCAUGGAUGCCUUAGCUCCUACAGCUGUCCCUCAUGGCACUAAAUACAUCCCAGUUCUGGACAAGCAUGUACUUGCUAAAGUAUUUGAUGAGAUACUACCGUUGGCCCAUUUGAGCAAUGACAAGAAGCAGAUCACGCUAAUUAAUCCUCAGGCAGUGAAUCUUGAUGCCUAUAAAGAGAAGUUGGAACAAGCAAUUAAAUCCUAUGAAAGGCGCCUAAAUCUACUUAUCUGGAGAGCACUAUCUCAGGAGGAAAGAGACAAAUUUAAGGAGGAUGGGCCAGUUCAAUACAUGCAGCAUAAGGAAGCUUUGUUGGAGGCUUUAGAGAAUUUGGGAUGGCCAAUUUCCUAUGAAGAUGUAAUACUGUUAGAAGAUGAGAUACUGGCAGCAUUAACAUAUAAGCAGCAAGCUUCUGAUCUUCAGGAAGCUGUCAAAAAGGAAAUUGAGAAGAGCUCAGAAUCACACGUCAGCAAAAAUAAAAAGAGACUUGAAGAAGAAACUGUGAAGUCGAAGUCUAAAAAGAGACAAAAGGGCAGAGUAUUUAUGACUCUCAAAAACCAAAAAGUGAUUGCAAGAUCGGACAUCACAGGAUUUUAUUAUCCAGGAACUGUGAUAAAAAAUAUAAAUUCUACCAGCGCACUUGUUGACUUCAACCAUGGGGAGAGCUGGGUUGUACCUCUGGAGUUCAUUGUACCUUUGGGAGGUGCCAUGCCAUGCACAUACCUACAGGUGGGAGACCAUGUAUUUGCCAGAACUGAGACACGGACAGGGAACAAUUAUUAUGUGCCUGCCAUUGUCAUAGCAACACCAGAAAUGGGGAGAAUGAGUGCUAAACUCUACACAGUUCUGAUGUUCAGCAACAGGAAAGAACACUGCGUAAGAAGUUGCCUUAUUAAAAUCAGCCAAACCAAAUAUGCCUUCUCCUGUCGGUAUAUAAGAAUGAUGCAGAGGGUGGAUUAUACAACCCCAGAUCAAGAGUCUCCAGAGCCCCAUCUACACUCAUCUUUGGAAAAUGAAGGAGGAGAAGCAGCAGAGAAAAGUAUUGUGAAAGGAGAUAGGGGAAAACAGAAAAAGAAGAGGAGAGCAGAGGACAAAAGACAUGCCAAGGGGAGAAUGUUGGACUCUGAUCUUUUGUUUGUCUCCAGGAGGGAGGUAAAACACAGAGGAAGAAAUUCACUGCCUAGGAAUAAAGAAGAAUUUGAAGGGUUCCACUGUCUUUUCAGGGUGUUAGACCAGUCUGCUUUCCCUUGUCUUAUGUGAUGGUGUUCAUCCACCUCCUUUGGAAGCCAUUCUUCACACUGAUGAUUCUCUGCACGUUUCCACAGCAAAUGGAACAAAUGAAUAAAGCAUGUUCUGGCAUAUCCUACCUUAAUUUCCCAAACAUUCAUAGCAGCAGUGAAGAUGCAGUAACAUCAACCUUUGUACCUGCUAGUAAGCAUAGUGUAAAUUGAGAUCCUUCUACUGUUUGUUACUUGUUAGAUGAAAAGUAUGGUUUUUUUUUCUAUCUGAGACGUUACAUUAUUGCAUAUGGAGCUCAAUGCUUCUAAGGUUAAUUUGCUUUUAGUGUCUGAGCUAGCUCAGUUAAAGCAGACAUCAGCAUUUGUACUCCAUGUCACUCGUCCAGUAGAGACCUGGGCUAGUCUGAUACACCACAGCAUGCCACAGCCAGCUCUUCCUUUUAAUGAGACGACUGUCAGUGAAAAGAUAAUAGGAAUUUUAUAGAAUCAUAGAAUCACAGAAUCAUUAGAAUUGGAAGGAACCUUUAAAGGUCAUCUAUUACAACUCCCCUGCAAUGAACAGGGACACCUACAGAUAAAUCAGGCCCCCAGCGUGAUGGGGCAUCCACCACCUCUCUGAGCAACCUCUGCCAGUGCCUCACCACCCUGGAAAUACUCAGUUAUCCCAUUCUCCUCCCUCUUGGAUGUCUUGAAAUGCAGAUGCUGUGUAAAUGUGAAAUGCUGAUAUGAUCAGCAAAAUCCUGUUAUUGAUUUCGUGCAGGUUGAAGGAAAGAUGAAAUGAAAGCAGUCAAUAUCUAUCACUUUAACCCUGCCUAGCUUUAUCAAAUAAUUUUGUAAUUUUCUACCAAAACUCUGUCAAGACUUCAAGGUGGUAUGCAGGUUGAAUGUGCUGAGGAGGAUCCUCUGUCCUCUUCUGAUCGCAUCAUGGACACUGUUAGCUUUUUUUUUCUUUUCUUAAAUUUAUUUCUAUUUGCAUGUGUUUCAUUAGAAAGGAGAAGGUCAAAGAGAUGAUAAAGACGUUAAAGAUGCGUGAUCAUCCUCACAGAGUUUUAUCAGAUACUUCCUGAUAUAAUCUCUGCCUAGGUUUGUGUAUUUAUCCUCUCUAGGUUUAAAUAUUUGUCCCAUUUUCAAACUAUGCUAAUGAUUUCAUAGCAUUUUGUGUAUAUAGUUUUGUAAAUUAUAUCAAAUGUGUAACUGAACCUCUGAUACAAACAUCUGUUUUAACUAUGUUUAUAUAUAUUAACUAGUACAUCUUUGCUGUGUGUUUUGUAACUCAUCCAUGUAUUAAUCCACAUGUCUUCCUACAAAUGAUUCUGCUCACCUCAUGUGUACGUUUCUGUUGUGUUCUAUGAGGAAGUAACUUCUCCUGAACUUGAGUGAGCAGUGCCCAAUAUAGAGAUGGACUUUUCUCCUCACAGAGAUGAUGUGGAUUCAGCAACACAGUUCUUAUAUGGUUGGUUGAUGAAGCCUUUCAUUUCCAUGAAGCCUUGAAUUUCCACAGAGCUGUGGCUAUUGGGGGGAUGAAUGGAGCAUUUGGAAUUGUUUGUGAUUUGGUUCGUGCUGAGCUAAAAUAUUCCUGAGGAAUCAAUAACUGUCUCCUAUUGUUCCUACUCAGGGAAACAACAUUAACAGAAAUUUAAAAAGUUUAAGUAGUUGUAUUGUAUUUAGUGUGUAUUGGCUUCCUUAUUGUGUGGAUGUGUAAUUUUGUCUUAUUUCUUCCAGAAUUAUAUUUAACACAUUAUUAUUUUCAUAUGCAUGCCUGCUGCUCCUGUAGUUUUAGCUAGUUCUGUGUGUUUAGAAGAGAGUGAAGUCCUGGCAAAUUCCUGCUAACUUUUAGAGAGCCAAUGAAUCUUUGUCUGUGUAGCUCUAAUAUACAACUAUUUGAUUGAACAAGAUCAUAAAUCCUUAUUUUCUCAUCGGCUGUUGCAAUUAUUUUUAUAGACACUUAAAAAACAUGUAUUUAUUUCUAUAGAAAAAUUAUUCUUCCUGUCUUUCUCUCUGUUGUAUAGUGCCUAAAAUGAACAUUCUUUUCAUAUAUGUCCUUGUUGAUUUUCUCAAAUACUGGUCUAGUAAGAAGCUGAAUCAGAAGACAAUUCUAAGUGAAGUACAGGUGUGAUAUGCAAUAGUAAUCUGAAGGGCCUGACAUACUAGGAAAUCAUAGCUAGCAGAACACAAAUCUCUUUCCAGUUUAUAAUGAGAUGUGACUUGAAGCAAUUACACUGAUGAUUACUGUAACUGCCAGUAUGGGGUAGGUGGGAGACCUCUCAAAAUGAUCAUUUUCCAUCCUUUUCUGAGGCAAAUCUAGUUCAGCUGAAUUGGGUUCAAAAGUGUAACAGCUGUGGCACCUGGCAGUCUGGGGGAUUGGCUGCAUUUCCCACAUCAGGAUUUCACAUUUUUAGCACCCACUUGUUUUCCAGUCUCAUUUUGCAGAUAGUUCAUUCACCAUUUGGAGCUAUCAUUAUAAAGCAGUGCUCCCAUCUGUUGGUCAUGGCUUGUUUAAUAAGUAGUUGAUGUCAGUCCAACUACGCUUGCAUCUGUUACUGAGAGCAGCUGUGUGUUGUCAAGGGCUCCCCAACAGCCUCCAGAUUUAGCUUUUGUUUUUCUGUUGAUAGCAUGUUACAACUUGCCCACAAUGGCUCUCUCCUUGUCAGGGCUGUCUGUUCAUCUAGAGAGGAAAGUGUAUUAAAGUGGGAAUCGUCUAUAUUGCCAUAAAGAUGGAAGCAUACAGAUAUGGAAGGGAAGAAGGUGCAGGUCCAUUGGUGUUGGCAUGUGUUGAGGGAGGUGGGAAAGGCAAUUUUUUCCACUUUCUCAUCGCAAGACCGGGAUGGUUUGUUUCAGCAUCUUGGGAAGGUACACAGGAAGACUGUACGCAGUGUAAAGAAAAUAAAUGGUUUGCAAAUAGUGUAUGAUGGGGUGCACUCAUUUAACAGCAUGACUUCCAUUUUUUUUAAGGUAGCAGUAUGGCAGCAGUAGCUUUCAGUAUUUUAGUUCAGCAGUGUUUUUGUACUGCAGAAUACAGAUACAGUCAAGAAAUAUCUCAAACCUCCCACAGGCAAACUUCAGAGUUUUUUCUCUUAGGUUGCUCAAGAGGCAUCAAAAUGUGCCUUUCAUGUAUCUAAAUGCUGAUGUGCGUGUGUAAGAUGAUUUUCAAAGGCGCGCUUCUGAUUAGAUGAUCUUGGAGGUAUUUUCCAACCUUGGUGAUUCUAUGAUUCCAUGAUUUUCAAGCCCUUCACUUCAGGAUUUUCAGUGGCAAAUGUAGUCAACAUUUCUAAAACUAAUCACGCUCAUAUCUUGUGCCCUCCACGUACUCCUCCUGUGUUGUUGCUUUCUCACCAUGCAUACCACGUCUUUGUUCUUCAGCUACCUCUCAGCUUUGUUUUCCGCUGUACAGGUGUUUCUUAUAUGAUCAUUUAAAACCAAAUAAAAACCACAAAAAAACUCAAA